UUUUUUUUUUUUUCAAAAAAAAUAAUUUAUUUGCUAGUCCAAAAUUCGAAAAUUCUCCUUCACCAUUUGUUGCCUCCUUUGGUGGUUCAUCUUAGAAAGGAAUUAAACUUUCUUUUUCUCCUUGGAAUUAAAAAUCAAUGAUACAAUCUCUCAAGUUAGGCCUAUACAAUUUCAUCACUCCCAAUAGUGUAGGAGUAAUUUUAAGGAAACCCAAGUUUCAAGUUUUGGUUUCUGUGAAUUUGAGAAUAAUGGGGUCUAGAAAAAGGCUCUUUUCAACCUCAUCAGCUACUGCACAAUCAAAUGAACCAGUAAGUGUUGCAGCUGAAAAGGGUGUUUUAAAGGAAAAUAGUAGCAAGAGUAGGGGGAUUCUUGUGGAGGAUAUGGAAAUAGUAGAGAAAGAACCAAUGACUGUUGCAGCUGAAAAGGGUGUUUUAAAGGAAAAUGAUGGUACGAGAGGGGAAAUUCUUGUGGAGGAUAUGGAAACAGUCGAGAAAAUGACAGUUCCUCAGCUCAGAGUAAAACUUAGGAGUCUUGGGAUUCCUUCCAGAGGUAAGAAGCAAGAGCUUGUUGCUUCUUUGAAGUCUUUUCUCGACGACAAACUUAAUGGCAAUGGAUCGGUGGCACAAGAGGUUCAAAUAUCAUCUGACGAGAGUCUAGAAGUAGCAGAUAACACUUCAAAGAAGAAGUCUAGAAAAGUGUCGAGUAAGCAUCAUGACCAAACCGACGUUGCAUCAGAGGUUCCUAGUACUAGGCAGACGAAAAAACGAGUGAAAAAAGACCACAUCAAGGAUACUAGUGCUGAAAUUGUUGCUAAGCAAGCUGAAGUUACCCAAGAGCUUUCGAUUGAAUCUAAUGACAUCAAAGGCAAGAAAAAAGUACGAGCAAAGAAAAAAGUUUCAUCAGCGACUGCUUCAGCACACAUUGGAGUUUCUGAGGGCAUUGAUCUUUCGGUAAAUCAAGAUGAACCUUGGACUAUUUUUGCCCACAAGAAGCCAAAAGAUGGGUGGAUUGUAUACAAUCCUAAAACAAUGAGGCCAGCACCUCUCUUGAAGGAUACAAAACAUGUUAAGUUGUUGUCUUGGAAUGUCAAUGGCUUGAGGGCCCUUUUGAAGUUAAAGAAACUUUGCAUACAACAGCUUGCCGAUAAAGAAGAUUUUGAUGUACUAUGCUUACAGGAGACAAAACUCCAGGUUAUUGGAGUGAAUGUAAGUAAGGGAAAUGGUAAAGGCGUAAGUUUCUUAUGCUUUUGGAGUUUGGACAUUCUGGAGAAAGACGUUGAAGCAAUCAAAGAAACUCUCCACAACUAUAAGAAUAGCUUUUGGACGUGCAGUGUCGCUAAGCUUGGGUAUUCUGGUACGGCAAUCAUCUCACGGAUUAAACCACUUUCUAUCAAAUAUGGUCUCGGCAUACCUGAUCACGACACUGAAGGACGACUUGUCACGGUGGAAUUUGAUGACUUCUAUUUACUGUGUGGAUAUGUUCCAAAUUCUGGCGAUGGACUAAGACGAUUGACAUACAGAAUUACGGAGUGGGAUCCUUCUCUCGGCAAUUACAUGAAAGAGCUAGAAAAGUCAAAACCAGUUGUUUUGACCGGUGAUCUAAAUUGCGCCCACGAGGAGAUAGAUAUAUAUAAUCCCGCGGGAAAUAAAAGAAGUGCAGGCUUUACCGAAGAAGAAAGACAGUCCUUCGAGACAAACUUUCUAAACAAGGGGUUUGUAGAUACAUUCCGGAAGCAGCAUCCUGGUGUCGUUGGUUACACUUACUGGGGUUAUCGUCAUGGUGGACGUAAAACUAACAAAGGAUGGCGGCUUGACUACUUCCUUGUCUCGGAAUGCAUUGCUGACAAGGUGCAUGACUCGUACAUUCUCCCAGAUGUCGAUGGCAGUGACCACAGUCCCAUCGGCCUUGUCCUGAAGCUAUCGUAGGUUCCCAGUACCAAGUGCCGGACCAUCUUUUUUGCGAAUUCCAACAUCUUUGAUGUCUUUCGAGGAAAGAAGAAAACGCGAAUAUUUGGCUCAUAAGUAUUUCGACAUAUGAAUGGUGAAUCCAGUUUUUGAAGUGGCGUACUGGAUUCUAGUAGGGGUCGAGCUUGAAUACCAGGCGCUACAACGCUGAAGUAGUAACCCAUGCCAUACUCAUUUGUUCUGCUAUUUUUGAUGUUUUGUUUUGAGUAACAAAGUGAGCUACGUUGCUCGGACUCUUCAAGAAUAUCGACAGUUGCGUAUCGGAUCCUCCAGAAAUAGUGUAAUUUUGAAUUAUCCGAUACGAGUACGACAACAUAUUUGGUAAGUCCAGCAACUUAGGGAGUGAACACUCAAGUAAAAAUUUGAGAGGGGACAUAUUGAACUUUUGUUUUUUGUUUAACCAUCGGGUGUACGGAAUUCACUGAUCCGAUUAAUUUGAAUUCACGUUCGUAGAAAGCCGUGUUUUGACGUG
Capsicum annuum is the source of this 2436-nucleotide messenger RNA. RefSeq names its product DNA-(apurinic or apyrimidinic site) endonuclease, chloroplastic. Gene Ontology annotation, cellular component: nucleus. The transcript is spliced from 14 exons. Bases 138 to 1925 code for a protein of 595 amino acids. Lineage: Eukaryota; Viridiplantae; Streptophyta; Magnoliopsida; Solanales; Solanaceae. Gene Ontology annotation, biological process: base-excision repair. Gene Ontology annotation, molecular function: endonuclease activity; phosphoric diester hydrolase activity; double-stranded DNA 3'-5' DNA exonuclease activity. The record is from RefSeq and is a predicted model, not a curated record.